GAGUGAAAGCACUUCACAAAAUUAGAGAUCUUUCACAUCUGAGAGAGGGAAGCUGUUGUACAAAGAUUUCAGGAUUCAACAGAUCAUUAUUAGUAUUUUAUUCUCUAAAUUCCACCAUUUGAGACAAAGAUGAAGUCUGCCAUCCAGUGUAUCGUUCUCCUGGCCUGUGUUGCCAUUUGCACCUCAGCAACUAUUUUAAAGUGCCGGUGCAUAAAGGCAAACAAAGCAGUAAACCCGUCUCUCAUUGUUGAUGUCAGCGUGUAUCAACCAAGUUCAUACUGCAACAAGCAGCAAGUCAUUGUUACACUGAAAGAUAACAGCUUCCGGUGUCUUGACCCAAAUUCAAAAUUUACAAAGCAAGUCCUGCAAAGAAAGGAAAUGAAGAAUGCAGCUAAGAUGACCUCCAGCUCCAAUACAACCACAGUGGCUGUCACAUCAGUGGCAACAUCAUCAUAACACACAUUGCUGCUGUUUACUGUUGUUACAAUGGAGGGGAGUUGUGGCUGGUGCAGGCACUGUUUUUAUCUCCAAAAUGGACAAGUGAGAGAAAUGAAAGUUUAAGAGAGAGAAAAAUGAGGAAAAUCACAAUAUUUAACAGCUAGAGGUGAACGCUGGAACAUUUAGGGGACGUAUUGUGAAGAAAGAAGACUUUCUACAGGUGAACAGUUUGCUUGACGAGAGAUGCAAUGAACACUGUCUUUGUUAAAGCUCUACCUCUGGUAAAUAAGGAAAGAUCUUCAAUCUGCUGUGCUGCAGUUCUCAUAUUUGAAGCCAUAAACCCUGGUGUGAAAACAUUGUGAUGGAAAUUAAUUUAUAAAAUAUCUGCAUUACAGUGCAUAUUUCUAUAAAUGAUAUUCUGUUCCAUGUCUUUAAAUUAUACUAUUUUGUAUGUAUUUUAAAGAGAAUUUAAAUUUUUCUUGCCACAUAUUUAAUCCAUUUUGUAUGAUGCAAACCAUUGCUGUGUGAUGGUGUUAAUGAACUGAUCCAAACUGAAAAUAAUAAAGA
Molecule: messenger RNA, 1005 nt
Organism: Melanotaenia boesemani (Boeseman's rainbowfish)
Lineage: Eukaryota; Metazoa; Chordata; Actinopteri; Atheriniformes; Melanotaeniidae
Product: C-X-C motif chemokine 11-6-like
Exons: 4
Coding region: 130-456 (108 amino acids)
Biological process (GO): inflammatory response; chemokine-mediated signaling pathway; antimicrobial humoral immune response mediated by antimicrobial peptide
Cellular component (GO): extracellular region
Molecular function (GO): CXCR chemokine receptor binding; chemokine activity
Source: RefSeq, a predicted model, not a curated record